UAAACACUCGUUACAGUCGGUAUUUUAACUACAGUGUUUGUUGUUAGUGCAUUCGAUUGUAGAAUUUACAUAAAUCUUUCAUACAAAACAAUAAAAGAACAACGCGUAAUGACUCUUGAAACAGAUGACCAUUUCAAUGAUACCCUGAACGAUGCAAUAGGCUUCGACUCAACAUGGAAUACAAAUCGAUCAAUUAAAGUCGUUUCACGACAAAUCGGUACCGAUGAGCUCCCAACAACAAAGGACCAGUCAAGCACUACAGAAGCUGCUAAAAGUAUCGGAACGCAAACGGAGUACGCAAAAAAUUUUGGCCAAGUAAACGAACAAGAACUGGCCAAAUGGUUGAGAGACAUUUAUCCGAUGGUGGAAAAGGAAAUCCAGCAAGGAAUUACAAACGUGUUCGACUUCUCCAAAUUCCAACUAUCCGACGUAUUGUCAUUUCAACCCACUCAAACAAUCAGUGCGAUCGAUAAGAAUCUCACCGAAAAUCUGGAUGCGAAAAGUCUGAUCCAUGGCUGCGCUUGUUGGUUGUCGGUGUCAACACAGAAUGCUCCAUUAAUAGCGAUUGCUAGCUCAUACUCGCACGACGUGUGGUGUAACCAUUCAAGUGCAGUGAAGGUGUUCCAGCCGAUCAGAAACAAAGCUAACGGCUCCGUUAACUACCAAGAGCUGAAGACGCUUCCUGUCAAAUCAUGUAUUAAUUCACUGGUCACUAAUCCACACAAUAAAGACAUAUUUGCUGGUGGAACAUUUUCUGGAGAUCUGUACAUUUGGAAGUAUGAAAUCCGAAGUGACGGAGGCAUUAUAUCGGAGCACUUUUCGGAGACAUCGCAAUUCGGUGGAAAUAUUGUGGGCAUAACUUGGAUGAAGGCGAAUGCCGCGAGUCGAGACUUCGAUCUGUUAACCGGUCAUGUCGAUGGUGUUAUCGUUUUGUGGAAAGUUGGAAAGGUCUUGGUCAAAGACAAGAUAUUUAAAAUCAAAUCGCUGAACGAUUCUGACGAACUUGCUGUGCUAUCGUCGAUCGUUUCGUUUUCUAGAACCGAUUUCAUCGUUGGUACAGAAGAAGGCAGAGUUUUACUGUGCUCGUUGGCCCAUAGCCAAAGCAACGAAACCUUUUACGAUCCGGUCAUUAAUGAACUUGAGCCACACACAUUUGCUGUACCAACGUUGAUACAUUCUAAUUACCGAGAUCAGGCUGUUAUAGUAUCCUGUGAUGUCAGUGGAGUGGUGUGUUUCCGGUGGAUUGGAGAAAGCAGUGACCUUUGGAAAACGGUUAAGAUGCCUAUGCCAUUUAAGGGUAAAAUAUGCUGUACCCAAAAUCUGGAGCAUCUGUUGUCGGCAGGACAGGACGGAACAUUGGACGUAUUCACAAUUGCCACAGAAAUCCGAAAAACUUUUCAAGGACAUCUAAUCGGACCUGGAGAUGCUAUUUCCAUCAGCGAAAAUGGUUGCUGGAUCGUAACUGGGUGUUACCAGGGUUUGUUUAAACUAUUCGAACUGCAAGAAUGAGUUUGAGAAAAU
Bradysia coprophila is the source of this 1521-nucleotide messenger RNA. RefSeq lists its product as uncharacterized. Gene Ontology annotation, cellular component: cytoplasmic dynein complex; ciliary plasm. The record is from RefSeq and is a predicted model, not a curated record. NCBI's taxonomy places the organism in Eukaryota, Metazoa, Arthropoda, Insecta, Diptera, Sciaridae. Gene Ontology annotation, biological process: intraciliary transport. Gene Ontology annotation, molecular function: dynein heavy chain binding; dynein light chain binding.